Molecule: messenger RNA, 5805 nt
Organism: Melanotaenia boesemani (Boeseman's rainbowfish)
Lineage: Eukaryota; Metazoa; Chordata; Actinopteri; Atheriniformes; Melanotaeniidae
Gene: slit2
Product: slit homolog 2 (Drosophila)
Exons: 37
Coding region: 760-5460 (1566 amino acids)
Biological process (GO): retinal ganglion cell axon guidance; negative regulation of cell growth; negative chemotaxis
Molecular function (GO): heparin binding; Roundabout binding; calcium ion binding
Source: RefSeq, a predicted model, not a curated record
CGAGAGCAGCGCUUUGACGCACCACGCCGAGUUGGAUUAUAGUAUUGCGCGCUGGUGUCUCACGGGUUUUUUGCCACUCAUGUUGACUACACCCAUGUCAACGGCUGCCAACUGAUAGCCUAUACUAUCGGAAUCAAUAUAUCUCUGCCACGGCGAUCUCUUGUGAGUUUUGUUGUUGUUUUUUGUUAUUGUUUUGUUUUGUUUUUUUUGGUGGGGGGGAGAGGUCCAAGCUGCUUCCGCGCCGGACGCUUGUUGUGAAUUAAUAACCAAGACCGCCUUACCUGGAGUGUGUGAAUAUACACAAAGUGUGUUUGCUUGAGAGGGUUUUCUUUGGAUCAGUUAAAGGAUCAAGGUAAUUCACGAGCUUGGAUCCAGGCGCACACACAUUGCACGCAGACACAGAGCAUACAUCGGGAGGAUCUGGUCACCGCAUGCCGGGGACAUGUGGAAGUUUGCGCCGCUGUAGCGCAGCCACCCUGCCGGUCCACUGUAUCGUCGACCUCCAGUUCAGUGGGACUAAACUCUUGCCACAUACUUCACCCCUCUAAGAAGACCCAAAUGUAAACUGACAACGUGUGUUUAAAAAAACACGCAUCUGCAAAGGGAGGACGACGAAAAGGAGAACAGCAUCCCAUUGCGUGCAGAGUUUGGUGAGCCCCCUCGGGAAUUCCGAGGCGUUAUUUUUUUUAUUUAUUAAUUUUUUUUUUUUUUUUUUUUUUUUUUGUGGGUCUCAUAUUGGGCCCCCCACUUGCCGCAGUGAUGGUAGAAGCUUUGUGCCCCGUUGGCCCUGGCGGCUCCUCGGCAGCUGUGUCGCGGCUGCUGGUGACGGUAAUGCUCUUGGUCCUGUCCAGCGGAGCGAACGGCCAGCCCUGUCCGGCCCAGUGUUCUUGUACAGGGACCACAGUGGAUUGUCAUGGGCAGGGACUCCGCAGCGUGCCCAGGAACAUACCCCGAAACGCGGAGAGACUGGAUUUGAAUGCGAACAAUCUCACUAAAAUCACCAAGGCGGAUUUUGCAGGACUGAAGCACCUGCGAGUGUUGCAAUUAAUGGAGAACAAAAUCACCACAAUUGAAAGAGGAGCGUUCCAGGACCUGAAGGAGCUGGAGAGACUACGCCUGAAUCGGAAUAAUCUGGCUGUGUUUCCUGAGCUGCUCUUCCUUGGAACGACGAAGCUUUACAGACUUGACCUCAGUGAGAACCAGAUUCAGGGGGUUCCAAGGAAAGCCUUCAGGGGAGCUGUGGAAAUCAAGAACCUGCAGCUGGAUUACAACCACAUCAGCUGUAUUGAAGAUGGAGCUUUUCGAGCGUUACGUGACCUGGAAGUGCUCACCCUCAACAAUAACAACAUCAGUCGAUUGUCUGUGGCCAGUUUCAACCACAUGCCAAAGCUCAGAACCUUCCGCCUGCACUCCAACAACCUGCAGUGUGACUGCCACGUAGCCUGGCUGUCCGAGUGGCUGCGACAGCGCCCUCGCCUGGGUCUUUAUACACAGUGCAUGGCCCCUCCACACUUGAGGGGGCACAAUGUGGCUGAAGUGCAGAAGAAGGAGUUUGUUUGCUCAGGUUACCAGACAUCAUCAUCUUCCUCCUGCAGUGUGUUACAGUGCCCAGAGUCCUGCACCUGCAGUAACAACAUCGUGGACUGCAGAGGAAAGGGUCUGACAGAAAUACCCACCAACCUGCCUGAAACUAUUACUGAGAUACGAUUGGAGCAGAACGCCAUCAAGGUGAUCCCAGCUGGGGCCUUUUCUCCUUAUAAGAAGCUACGCAGGAUAGACUUGAGCAACAACCAGAUAUCAGAGCUGGCCGCCGAUGCUUUCCAAGGCCUGCGUUCCCUUAACUCUUUGGUACUAUAUGGGAACAAGAUCACUGAGAUUUCAAAAGGACUGUUUGAGGGGCUGUUUUCUCUUCAGCUGUUGUUGCUGAAUGCUAAUAAGAUAGCGUGUCUGCGCGUGGAUGCAUUUCAGGACCUUCACAACCUCAAUCUGCUAUCACUGUAUGACAACAAGCUCCAGACUAUUGCCAAGGGGACUUUCUCAUCGCUAAGAGCCAUACAAACAUUACACUUAGCCCAAAACCCAUUUAUCUGUGACUGCCACCUGAAGUGGCUGGCGGACUACCUGCAGGACAAUCCCAUUGAGACGAGCGGUGCCCGUUGCACCAGUCCUCGGCGGCUCGCCAACAAACGGAUCGGGCAAAUCAAAAGCAAGAAGUUCCGCUGCUCAGCUAGAGAACAGUAUUUCAUCCCAGGUACGGAGGAUUACCGCAGUAAGCUAGGAGGUGACUGCUUCGCUGACUUGGCCUGUCCUGAAAAGUGCCGCUGUGAAGGCACGACUGUCGACUGUUCGAACCAGAAACUCACCAAAAUACCAGAUCACAUUCCUCAAUACACAGCAGAGCUGCGUUUAAACAACAAUGAGUUCGCUGUGCUCGAGGCAACAGGGAUCUUCAAAAAGUUGCCCCAUCUGAGGAAGAUCAACCUGAGUAAUAACCGCAUCACUGACAUUGAGGAGGGGACAUUUGAAGGAGCUUCAGGGGUCAACGAGUUGAUACUGACCUCCAACAGACUGGAGAACAUACACCACCACAUGCUAAAGGGACUUAGUGGCCUCCGCACACUUAUGCUGAGGAGUAACCGUAUCAGCUGUGUGAGUAACAGCAGCUUCGUAGGGUUGAGUUCAGUGCGUCUCCUUUCACUCUACGACAACCAGAUCACCUCCAUGAACCCCGGAGCCUUCGACACGCUGCACUCCCUGUCCACACUCAACCUCCUGGCCAAUCCCUUCAAUUGUAACUGUCACCUGGCCUGGCUCGGUGAUUGGCUGAGAAGGAAGCGCAUCGUUACUGGAAACCCUCGCUGCCAGAAUCCUUAUUUCCUGAAGGAGAUCCCCAUCCAGGAUGUGGCUGUCCAGGAUUUUGCUUGUGAAGAGGGUAACGAUGAGAAUAGCUGCUCUCCAGUCCUGAGGUGUCCUGCAGAGUGUUCCUGCCUGGAUACAGUGGUGCGCUGCAGCAACAAGGGUCUCACCAUGCUACCCAAAGGCCUACCCAAAGAAACCACUGAAUUAUAUUUGGAUGGUAACCACUUCACUCAGGUUCCUGUGGAACUCUCCAACUACAAACACUUAACACUCAUCGAUUUGAGUAACAACCAGAUCAGCACGUUGUCCAACCACAGCCUCAAUAACAUGUCCGAGCUGCUUACCCUAAUCCUCAGCUACAACCGCUUGCGUUGUAUACCAGUGAGGGCAUUUGACGGACUCAAGUCUCUUCGUUUGCUAUCUCUCCAUGGUAACGACAUAUCCCUGAUACCAGAGGGAGCCUUCAGAGACCUGUCAUCGCUUUCCCACCUAGCUCUUGGUGCAAACCCUCUGUACUGUGACUGUCACAUGCAGUGGCUUUCAGAUUGGGUGAAGAGCGGCUACAAAGAGCCUGGCAUUGCACGUUGUGCUGGGCCUGGAGACAUGACCGACAAACUGCUCCUCACCACGCCCUCCAAGAAGUUCACCUGCACAGGUCCAGUGGAUUUGAGCAUCCAGGCUAAAUGUGACCCCUGCCUCUCCAACCCCUGCAAAAAUGAUGGCACGUGCACCAAUGACCCUGUGCACUACUACCGCUGCACCUGCCCUUAUGGGUUUAAGGGCCAAAACUGUGAAGAACCCAUCCAUGCCUGCAUCAGCAACCCAUGCCAAAAUGGUGGAACUUGUCAUCUGAAGGAAGGAGAAGGAAGCAAUUUCUGGUGUGUGUGUCCAGAGGGCUUUGAGGGUGAUUCAUGCGAGAUCAACAUUGACGACUGUGAAGAUAAUGACUGUGAGAACAACUCCACCUGUGUUGAUGGCAUAAACAACUACACAUGCAUGUGCUCGCCAGAAUACACAGGAGAGCUAUGUGAAGAGAAACUGGAUUUCUGUGCCCCGGAGUUGAACCCUUGUCAGCACGACUCAAAGUGCAUUUUGAUUCCUCAGGGAUACAAGUGUGAGUGCACUCCGGGCUAUUUAGGUGAGCAUUGUGAGCUGGACUUCGACGACUGUAAAGACAACAAGUGUCAGAACGGAGGUCAGUGCAUUGACGCUGUGAACGGAUACACUUGCGUCUGUCCAGAGGGAUACAGUGGGUUAUUCUGCGAGUUUUCUCCUCCAAUGGUCCUUCCUCGCACCAGCCCCUGUGACAACCACGAGUGUCUCAAUGGGGCUCAGUGCGUUGUUGUGGGAUCAGACCCCCGCUGCCAGUGUCUUCAUGGCUAUGAGGGCGAGCGCUGCGAAACACUUGUUAGUGUCAACUUUGUCAACCGCAAGUCUUACCUGCAGCUUCCCUCCAGCCACCUCUCACCACAGACCAACAUCAGCCUGCAGAUUGCCACAGAUGAGGACAGCGGCGUGUUGUUGUACAAGGGGGACAAUGAUCACAUUGCAAUGGAGCUAUACAGGGGACGUCUCAGGGUCAGCUACGACACCGGAUCCUACCCUCCUUCUGCUAUAUACAGUGUGGAGACAGUGAAUGAUGGUAGUUUUCAUGCCGUGGAGUUAGUAGCAGCAGACCAGACUCUAUCUCUGUCCAUUGAUGGCGGCCCACCCAAAUCCAUCAACUCCAUCAGCAAACAGUCCACACUCAACAUAGAUUCUCCUCUUUACCUGGGAGGGAUGCCAGAGCGGGCCCCAGCCUCUGGGGGUCUUUCAGCUUUGCAGCACAGCUCAGGAGGCCGCAAUGGCACCAGUUUCCACGGCUGCCUCCGUAACCUCUACAUCAAUGGGAAGCUCCAGGACCUUGGAGCAGGGCUGGAGGCAGGGGCUCUGAGCUCUGGGACUUCACAGAGCACCAGACAGUGGCUGGGCAAUGGGGUGGAGCCUGGCUGCCAGCCGUGCCAGAGAGGUGCCUGCAUCCAAGGCGACUGCCACCCAACAGGUCACCGUGGUUUUACUUGUACCUGCUACCCUGGAUGGACAGGGACUCUGUGUGACCAGCAAGUUAGCAACCCUUGUGAUGGCAACAAAUGUAUUCAUGGCACUUGCCUCCCAAUAAACUCCUACUCAUACUCCUGCCGCUGCCAGCUUGGCUUUGCUGGUGUACUCUGUGAUGAGCAGGUCCAGGACACAGCUAACCUCUGCAGCCUGUCUCGCUGCAAACAUGGCAAAUGCAGAGUUUCAGGCCUGGGCAAAGCAUACUGCGAGUGUAACAGUGGAUACACAGGAGAAGUGUGCGACAGAGAGGUUGCCUGCCGAGGGGAACGGAUCCGAGAUGUCUACCAGAGACAGCAAGGCUACGCGGCGUGCCAAACCCAGGAGAAGGUCUCCCGUCUAGAGUGUCGAGGCAGCUGCCCGGGGGGAUCAGAAGGACAAGUCACCUGCUGCACCCCCCUCCGUAGCAAACGUAGGAAAUACACCUUCCAGUGCACUGAUGGCUCUUCUUUUGUCCAGGAAGUGGAGAAAGUUGUCAAGUGCGGCUGUACAAAGUGUUCUUCAUAAAAAGAGAGAGAAUUAAAAAAGGGACGGCACCAUCGGCAGAUUUCCGCUUCUCCAGAUAUGUUCUGUGUUCCUGCCCGCCUUACUUGAUCCCCAUCUGCUUUUGUUCCCCCAUGAGGAAACCCCUUCACCUCCUCCCCAGAGUACCACCCCUACCCCCUCCACCAACCCAUUUUUUAAAAACCCUGAAAAAUGUAAAAGAAAGAAAGAAAAAAGAAAAACAUGAGAUUAAAAAAAGAAAAAAAAAAAGAAAAAAGAGGUUUUUGUUUCUUGUCAGUGCUGGACUGAUGAUUGAUGCUUCCUCGGUGGAGAUCUUGAAUUGUAUUGUAAAGUACAAAAACAGACUUA